CACUUGGAUCAGAACAGAAGAACGUAAGACCUCUGCUGGGUCAAGCCAGUGGCCCAUCUAGUCCAGCAGCAUAUUCUCACAGUGGCCAGCCAGAUGCCUGAGGGAAACCCUCAAUACAGGAUCCGAGCACAAGAGUACUCUCCACCCCUCUGCCACUGCCCCAGUCUCCAGCAACUGGUAUUCAGAAGCAUUACUCCCACUGACUGUGGAGACAAAGCACAGACAUUGUGACUAGGAGCCAUCAGUAGCCCUUAUAUAGACUAGGAAGAGGCAAGUGACGGAAUAAAACAGAUUUAUGAAAGAUCAAAUGAAAAAACACUAAAUGAGGGCUUCAAGAUGCCUUUGACUACAUAAGCUUAUUGUUUCAAAUGUCCGAGUAUCUUAUCUGUCCCUUUAUUACAGCUCUAACCAGGCCAUUAUUCUAUUCUUAUGCCACUCAUCUAACCAACCCUGCUUCACAUCCACCCCCAGCUCUUCCCUCUCUGAUCUCCAGGCUCUAACUGACUCUCAACCGACUCCCUCCCAGCAUUCAAACCACUUUUCAAAUGCCGGCUCAGCCAAUCAUCACUCACCACUAACAGUCCACCUCCCCUUUCCUAUUGAACAUUACCUUACAUCUUCUAAUAUACCCACCUAUUUAUGCAAUGUCAUCUCAAUUACUAAUACAGGUGGACAUGCAUUAUUCUAUACGAAUGAGCCAGGAGGCCUGGUGAGGAGUCUGCUUUGAGCCUUGGAUCAGCUGAAAGUACAGACACUGGUCUUCCUUGGCUCACUUGAAAGUGCAGACAUCAGCAUUUGGAUCCACUGAAAGCGUAGACAUCUGUGUUCCUCAGUACAGUUGAAAGUGCAGGCAAUUUGUCGUUUCCCAUUGCACAAUGGGGGGCUGUUUGUCCUCUUUUCACAGAAGGAACAUCGAGACCCCAAACUUGUGGUCCACCUCAGACCCCUCCCUCCCCUCCUUGCUGGGGGACGACCUCUUCUAUGUGUCAGACCUAAGCUCACAGAAGUGGAAAGACACUGUCGGCCGCCAUGUUGCGUCUUCCCUGCCAGAGCAAGAGGUUGAUCACCAGGAAGCCAUCAAUGAGCUGUUUGUGACAGAAGCCUCUCACCUGCGGCUUUUGCGUGUCCUGACUGUCUUCUUCUAUCAGCGCAUGUUUAGGGAGAAACUUCUUUCGCAGGAGGAGCUGGCCCUCCUCUUCCCCAACCUCCCAGAGCUGCUGAAGAUUCACAGUUCUCUGUCAGAAUCGAUGAAAACACUUCAAGAACAAGGGCCCAUCAUCCAUGAAAUUGGGCACUUCAUGCUUUCCCAGUUUGGUGGGCCUGCACGUGAAGAGAUCCAACAGGCAGUCUCUGACUUCUGCGUGAACCAGUCCAAGGCCCUGGAGCUGAUCGAGACCAAGCUGCAGAAGGACACUCGAUUCCGGCUCAUCAUUCAGGAAGCAGAGAGCAACUACCAGUGCCGCCACCAUCAACUGAAAGAUCUCAUCCUCUCCGAAAUGCAGCAGCUGACAAACUACCCUUUGCUGCUGGAUAAUAUUAUCAAACACACUGAUGGGCAGUCUUCAGAGCACCAGAAGCUGUGCCAGGCUCGGGACCAGUGCCGGGAAAUCCUUCAGUGUGUGAAAGAGAUUGUGAAGAAGGCCGAAAACCAUCAUCGCCUGGAGACCUAUCAGAUGUGUUUGGACACCACCGCACUGCAGUGGACCACCAACGCACUGGCAGCGGAGUUCAAGAAUAUUGACCUCCGGAAUCAUUGCCUGAUCCACGAGGGCCCCUUGCGCUGGCGCCUGCGCAAAGACAAGACUGUGGACUUGCAUGUGUUGCUGCUGGAAAAUCUCCUGCUGCUCCUGCAGAGGAAGGAUGAGAGACUCGUUCUCAAGUGCCACAGGAAAAGGGUGUGGGGCUCCUCAGGCACUUGGAUCAGCCCCGUCCUCAAGCUGAAUGUGGUGCUGAUCCGCUCCGUGGCCACAGAUCCGCGAGCUAUCUUUGUCAUUUGCACAUCAGAAUUGGUACCCCAUCUGUAUGAGCUCGUUGCCGCAACACCUUCAGAAAAGAAUAUGUGGAUGGAACUUCUGGAAGAGGCAGUAAGGCGCGCCAAGGGAAAUGCCACCUUGCCCUCAGGGAGUCUGAGAUAAUAUUAACUUCACAUGUAAUAAAUUAAAACCACAG
This is a messenger RNA of Podarcis raffonei (Aeolian wall lizard), 2169 nucleotides long. RefSeq names its product rho guanine nucleotide exchange factor 11-like. Gene Ontology annotation, cellular component: cytoplasm. The transcript is spliced from 12 exons. Gene Ontology annotation, biological process: G protein-coupled receptor signaling pathway. The record is from RefSeq and is a predicted model, not a curated record. Gene Ontology annotation, molecular function: G protein-coupled receptor binding; guanyl-nucleotide exchange factor activity. Lineage: Eukaryota; Metazoa; Chordata; Lepidosauria; Squamata; Lacertidae. Bases 876 to 2135 code for a protein of 419 amino acids.